Molecule: messenger RNA, 540 nt
Organism: Fraxinus pennsylvanica
Lineage: Eukaryota; Viridiplantae; Streptophyta; Magnoliopsida; Lamiales; Oleaceae
Source: the annotation of a GenBank genome assembly
AUGAGUCCCCAUGGCCCUUCUGAUUAUCGCAUUACGUCAUACAUUUGGCUAAUGGAUUCACUCAUUGAUAAUGCCAAUGAUGUUAAAGAGCUCAGGAAGAAAAGAAUCCUUGUCAACAAUUUAGGCAGUGACGAACAUUUAGCGCAACUCUUUAACGAGAUAGCUAUUGAUUUGGUACCUGAUCUUUAUGUAUAUGCAGAUACUAUGCAGCAGAUUGAAGAUCAUUGCCAGAAUAAAGGACUAGUUUGGAUGGCUGAAUGGCUGCACGACCAUUUUAGCAGUCCUUGGACUAUCUUGGCUUUUCUAGGUGCAAUUUUCGCCCUUUUCCUUACCGUGGUACAGACAUAUUUUGCUAUUUUUCCGCGCUACCCUCAGAAGCCAAGACUUCCUAAAUCGACGAUCUCGUACAAGCUCUUCAGCUGCAAAAGUAGAAUGCUGGUUGGCAUGGUUGACCCAUUUGUGGGGUUACUAAACCCAGUUUCAGAAUCAUCCGACGAACUGAAAGAAGCUGGGUCGGAUUCUGAUCCAGGAAUGGGUUGA